GGGCCGUGCGGCGUCCGGAGGCGGGGCGGGGAGUGGCCCGGCCCUGGCGGCCGGCGCUCAGCUCGGCGGAGCUCUAAAUCGGGUCACGCUUCCUUCUUCUCUCCCCUCCCCUCCUUCUCUCACCACCUGGGCCUCUGCCUGGAGACGCGCACCUGGCAACCAGUGGCCGCGCUCCGCCGGGUCUCCGCCUUCUCCGCUUGGGCCGGGGCCCCGGAGUCUGCCCCGCAAACACCGGAGCGGGUCCCUGGCUCCCGGAGCCCGCCCCUGGCCCCUCUCCGCUCUGCCGGCGCCCGGCCCGCCCGAAGCCGCCGCGAGCGCUCGCUCGUUGAUGCCGUUUUGGGGGUGACCCGCCGCGGCGGCCGCGCCUGCAGGGUGCGGGCGGGUAGUGGUCGCGGCUCUGCUGGACGUUGAGUGCGCUGCUGCGGGGUGAAGGGGGGCCAGCCAGUGAGACCUCGCGAGCAGUGGGGGUUUCGGGGCUCGGGAGGCCGCCACGGCCGCGCUGGAGCAGGAGAUGUUGGAGCUGAGGCACCGGGGAGGCUGCCCCGGUCCGGGGGGAGCAGUGGCGCCGCCACCCCGCGAGGGAGUGGCGGCCGGCGGCGACCACGAGAACGAGAGCACCAGCGACAAAGAAACAGAUAUUGAUGACAGAUACGGAGAUUUGGAUUCCAGAACAGAUUCCGACAUUCCAGAAAUUUCACCAUCCUCAGAUAGAACCCCUGAAAUCCUCAAGAAAGCUCUGUCUGGUUUAUCUUCAAGGUGGAAAAACUGGUGGAUUCGUGGCAUUCUUACGCUAACUAUGAUUUCAUUGUUUUUCCUGAUCAUCUAUAUGGGAUCUUUUAUGCUGAUGCUUCUUGUUCUGGGCAUCCAAGUGAAGUGCUUCCAUGAAAUUAUCACUAUUGGUUACAGAGUCUAUCAUUCUUAUGAUCUACCAUGGUUUAGAACACUAAGCUGGUACUUUCUACUUUGUGUAAACUACUUUUUCUAUGGAGAGACUGUAGCUGAUUAUUUUGCUACAUUUGUUCAAAGAGAAGAGCAACUUCAGUUCCUCAUUCGCUACCAUAGAUUCAUAUCAUUUGCCCUCUAUCUGGCAGGUUUUUGCAUGUUUGUGCUAAGCUUGAUGAAGAAACAUUAUCGACUACAGUUUUAUAUGUUCGCAUGGACUCAUGUCACUUUACUGAUAACAGUCACUCAGUCACAUCUUGUCAUCCAAAAUCUGUUUGAAGGCAUGAUAUGGUUCCUUGUCCCAAUAUCAAGUGUUAUCUGCAACGACAUAACUGCUUAUCUUUUUGGAUUUUUUUUUGGGAGAACUCCAUUAAUUAAGUUGUCUCCUAAAAAGACUUGGGAAGGAUUUAUUGGUGGUUUCUUCUCCACAGUCGUGUUUGGAUUCAUUGCCGCCUAUGUGUUAUCCAAAUACCAGUACUUUGUCUGUCCAGUGGAAUACCGAAGUGAUGUAAACUCCUUCGUUACAGAUUGUGAACCUUCAGAACUUUUUCAGCUUCGUAGUUAUUCACUUCCUCCCUUUCUGAAGUCAGUGUUGAGACAGGAAACAGUGAGCUUGUACCCCUUCCAGAUCCAUAGCAUCGCUUUUUCAACAUUUGCAUCUUUGAUUGGUCCAUUUGGAGGCUUCUUUGCCAGCGGAUUCAAAAGAGCUUUCAAAAUCAAGGAUUUUGCAAAUACCAUCCCUGGGCAUGGCGGGAUAAUGGACAGAUUUGAUUGUCAGUAUUUGAUGGCAACAUUUGUACAUGUCUACAUCACAAGUUUUAUAAGGGGUCCAAAUCCCAGCAAAGUGCUACAGCAGUUGUUGGUGCUUCAACCAGAACAACAGUUGAAUAUAUAUAAAACCCUGAAGACUCACCUCAUUGAGAAAGGAAUCCUGCAGCCCACCUUGAAGGCAUAACUGGAUCCAGAGAGGGAAAGGCUGAAUCGACAAUAAAUAAUUCUACAGAAAAGCUCUGACUGAUGAAAUUUUGUAAAUGUCUGGAAAAAGGUUGAAAAUGCAAUAGAUUGAAAACGUACAGAUAAUGAAUGUUUUUCUUCUCUGAAAUUACUGUGAAUAUUGAACAAAUGUCUACUUGAUCUAAGUUAUGAAAUAUGUAGCAAAUCAUCACCAAAAUAUCCUGUACUUUUUCUAAGGUGUAUUUUCUGAUGUGAACUUCUUUUCCCUUACUUGCCAUUUUCAUAAUUCAAAAUACUUAUUUUAAAGAGUCAAAUACUAUAAAUUGAGUAAAUUGAAGAGGUCUUAAGAGUGCUUCUGGUAAUGUGCCCUUUGCACAAAUAUUUACUUUUGCACUUGGAGCUGCUUUCAACUUUAGCAGAAUGUUUUACGUAAGGCACAAUAGGAAGCUAGUUCUCCUCUUUUAGUUUGAAGUAUUUUCUGAAGGGCUGAGUUGUAUCCAAAAAAAAAUGUCCACUUUUCAAAGUAAGUAAUCAUUUGCUGGAGGAAAACUUUCCACUUUCAGGUAGGUUUGAAAUUCAAGAGAGAUAAGCUGAAAUUUCUAACUUUAUUGGCUGACAUCUAACUCUACUUCUGAUAAAGUUAUUUGCAAAUGUAAUAUCGCAAAAACUUUUCAAGGGGAACAAAGGAGAACUCUGCUAUGAAGAGCAUAAUGUGUGCAUCCUCCGCAGAUUACCAACAGAGGACGGUAGCUCAGGAGACACCAUAAGACAAAUGACAUGUGGCACAGGCUACCUCUUGGGCAAGUUCUCCGCUUUUCCUUGUGAACUGGUUUCUGUAAGUUUUGUAGCCAUGAGCACAAAAGAUCAAUGUAUAGGGGAGUAAGUAGGGGUGUAGGUGAGGCAGAGAGGAGGGUGCUCGGCCUAUUGAGUGACGCGUCUCUGGAUAAGGCUCUGCAUGUUGGUGUCCUGGGUGCUUCCCUCCCAGUUUCCUAGGCAGCCCAUGGGACACUCACCUGGCAAGAAGGGAGACCCGCCUGGAGACCCAGCCUCAGACUCAGUCCGUGGUAGCAGCUAAUCUCUGACUCCUUCCUCUUUCUCAUCAUGUUGUAAAACCUGAGGACAUCAGCUGAUGAUAUUUUUCUUCCAAGAAUGAAAAUCAAGCAGGAAGUGAUGCCCACCAAGAACAAAAGCACACAAAGGCCAAAUCUUGCUCUAAUGGACUGGACACUGUAAUGGGAUGAGGACAAGUUUCUUAGCAGCGAAUGUAAAUAAGCUAAUGUUGCUGUGUGCUCUUUAUAACCAUACUUACUGUGUUGAAGAGUCAGCAAUAAACCUUUGAAAAUUG
Messenger RNA from Artibeus jamaicensis (Jamaican fruit-eating bat), 3241 nucleotides. It is a transcript of the gene CDS1, whose product is annotated as CDP-diacylglycerol synthase 1. NCBI's taxonomy places the organism in Eukaryota, Metazoa, Chordata, Mammalia, Chiroptera, Phyllostomidae. Bases 512 to 1897 code for a protein of 461 amino acids. The record is from RefSeq and is a predicted model, not a curated record. Gene Ontology annotation, molecular function: phosphatidate cytidylyltransferase activity. The transcript has 13 exons. Gene Ontology annotation, cellular component: endoplasmic reticulum membrane.